Messenger RNA from Striga hermonthica, 1482 nucleotides. Lineage: Eukaryota; Viridiplantae; Streptophyta; Magnoliopsida; Lamiales; Orobanchaceae. The record is from the annotation of a GenBank genome assembly.
AUGGCUAGUGCACCAUGUAAUUUCCAUUUUCCACUCAUCAUCAUCCUCUUCUUAUCCCUGCAGUACCCUCAGCCUCUUGUAGUCGACGGGGCCCACGAUUACCGUGCCGCCCUGGAGAAAGCCCUUUUGUUCUUCCAAGGCCACAGAUCCGGCAGCCUCAACGGCGUCCGUCAAGACCUCGCCUGGCGAGGCGAUUCCGGACUCACGGACGGGCAGUCGGAACACGUGAACCUGACGGGCGGAUAUUACGACGCGGGGGACAACGUCAAAUUCAACCUCCCCAUGGCCUUCACCGCCACCAUGCUCUCCUGGAGCAUCAUCGACUACGGCAAGCGGCUCGGCCCACAGCUGAGCGCCGCAAGAGUUGCGGUCCGCUGGGCCACGGACUACCUCCUUAAAUGCGCCACCGCCAGGCCCGGCACAUUAUUCGCAGGAGUCGGGGACCCGAACAAAGACCACGCCUGCUGGGAGAGGCCCGAGGACAUGGACACCGACAGGACUGCGUACUACGUGUCAGCAAGCAAACCGGGGUCUGACGUGGCGGGAGAGACGGCGGCGGCCCUGGCGGCGGCUUCCGUCGUGUUUCGGAAAGCCGACCCGAGCUACAGCAAGAAGCUUCAGGAAACUGCCGAAAGCGUGAUGGAUUUUGCCAACAAGUACCGUGGGGCGUAUAGCGACUCGCUCUCACCAUUCGUGUGCCCCUUUUACUGCUCUUACUCGGGAUACAUGGAUGAGUUGGGUUGGGGAGCAGCAUGGCUGUACAGAGCAACUAAGGAUGAUAAGUAUCUGAAAAUGUAUGAAUCAUUCAACAUCAACGACAGCCCCAACAUUUUCAGCUGGGACAACAAAUUCGCCGGUACAUAUGUUCUGUUAGCAAGGCGUAGUUUGGUGAACAAGGAUCCCAAAUUCAACGCCAUGAAUGCAAAAGCGCAAGAGUUCAUUUGCAAUAUACUGCCUGGUUCGUCCACACAGUACACACCAGGGGGCUUAAUAUACAAAAUAGAUGGAACCAAUCUUCAAUAUGUAACAGCAAUUACAGCAUUGGUUACAACGUACGCAAAAUACAUGUCGGCCACACACUCGCACACCUCUUUCAAAUGCGCUGAUCGCACGGUCACCGCGACUGUCCUACGGGACCUAGCUAGAAAACAAAUUGACUACAUCUUAGGGGACAAUCCAAUGAGAAUGUCAUACAUGGUGGGCUACGGGCCGAAUUUUCCCAGGAAAAUUCACCACAGAGGAUCGUCUAUGCCAUCGAUUCAUGUUUAUCGUAGCCAUAUCAAUUGUAACGAUGGAUUUCAGUAUAAGGAUUCCCCAAAGCCAAACCCAAACGAAUUGACCGGUGCCAUUGUUGGAGGUCCCGACUCGAGUGACCGCUUCAAUGAUGACCGGAAUAAUUACGGUCAGACGGAACCCGCCACGUACGUCAAUGCUGCCGCAAUCGGAACCUUGGCAUAUUUUGCUGGGGCAAAAGCUAAAUAA